CUCGCAGUUGGAUCACAGCAGAACGCGCGCAGAAACAACACAGGGCACGGGCAUACACGACACGACACGAGCAAAUUAAGCACGCGACGACAGCAAAGCAGCUAGCUCGCCAUGGCAGCCGCGUCCACCGCGCCGCUCCCGCUCGAUGACCGCGUCGCGCUCGUCACCGGCGGCUCCCGCGGCAUCGGCCGCGAGGUGUCCUCCCACCUCGCUGCGCUCGGCGCGCGCGUCGUGAUCAACUACGCGUCCAACCCCGCCAGGGCGGACGAGCUCGUCGCGGAGCUCAGCUCGCGCGGCCUCCGCGCCGUGGCCGUCCGGGCGGACGUCUCCGACCCGGACGCCGUGCGCGCGCUCUUCGACCGCGCCGAGGAGGCCUUCGGCUCCCCGCCGCACAUCGUGGUCGCCUGCGCGGGCAUCCUGGACGCCAAGUAUCCCAAGCUCGAGGACACCGCCUUGGAGGACUUCGACGCCAUGUUCGCGGUGAACACGCGCGGAAAGUUCCUGGUGUGCCGGGAGGCGGCCAGGCGCAUCCCGCCCAACAGCGGUGGCCGCAUCGUGACGUUCUCGUCGACGACGGUCGGCACGCUCCCGCCAGGGUACGCGGCGUACGUGGCGACCAACGCCGCCGUGGAGGCGAUGACGAGGGUCCUGGCCAAGGAGGUGGCGGCGAAAGGGAUCACGGCUAACGUGGUGGCGCCGGGGCCCGUGCGCACUGAGCUGUUCUUGGCCGGGAAGGACGAGGCGUUCAUACAGAGAGUGGCGCAGAUGUCCAUGGGGCGCAUCGCCGAGACGACAGACAUCGCGCCAGCGGUGGCGUUCCUGGUGAGCGACGCCGCGGCGUGGGUGAACGGCCAGGUCAUCAGGGUCAACGGCGGCGUAGCGUGAGUGCGUGGACAGAGACAAGUAUGAGUGGAAAGUUGAUGAUAUGCUGGCGUGUUGGCUGUACGAGUGGAAGAGACAGGUUGUGAUGUAAUACAGUUAUCAUGUUCAUGGUGUUUUGUCUAGUUUGAUUAGAAUACCAUGUUACAAAAUAUUCAGCACAACGCCCAGUAUUUCUUAGAAACAUAUAUCCAGUGAAUAACAAAGUUUUUCAUCUCAUGCUCUAAAAGAAA
This is a messenger RNA of Phragmites australis (common reed), 1112 nucleotides long. RefSeq names its product NADPH-dependent aldehyde reductase-like protein, chloroplastic. The record is from RefSeq and is a predicted model, not a curated record. The transcript has a single exon. NCBI's taxonomy places the organism in Eukaryota, Viridiplantae, Streptophyta, Magnoliopsida, Poales, Poaceae. The coding region runs from base 112 to 885 and encodes 257 amino acids.